Molecule: messenger RNA, 500 nt
Organism: Paraglomus brasilianum
Lineage: Eukaryota; Fungi; Glomeromycota; Glomeromycetes; Paraglomerales; Paraglomeraceae
Source: the annotation of a GenBank genome assembly
AUGGGAACGUCCUAUGAGGCAAUUAAUGCAUUCGCAACUGCUGGAAUUACUAUCACUGCUCGUCAUAUGGAUAGGAAGAAAGCUGACCUUGCAGAAUUGCAUGAUGAUCUAAUCAAUACUUAUCUUAAUAGGGACAUUAGGAAGGCAAUGAUACUCGAUAUUGAUGACUACCACAAUAUUCAUGCCGAACGGACACUAGAUACUUGCUCAACUUCGCCGGUCUCACACAUGACGACUCUGAUGUUAAACUCGAUUGAGACCGAUGCCAUUUCGAUCUAUGGACCGAAUGGUGUGUCAGUUCACAACCAUGCACUAAUUGAUCCACUCAUUAUUUCUAAAUAUUUAGACGAGAAGUACAUGAGAGUUAUGACAGUAACUUUCAGCGAGCGCUUUUACCAUGAUGAUUCAAUGGAUGCAAGAUUGAAUGUACUAAAUUUACAUUCAUAUGAUGAUCGAAUGAAAUCCCGACAAGAAGAGCGUAGGAUGAAAGAUUGUAUGCU